Molecule: messenger RNA, 1277 nt
Organism: Dendrobium catenatum
Lineage: Eukaryota; Viridiplantae; Streptophyta; Magnoliopsida; Asparagales; Orchidaceae
Product: putative GEM-like protein 8
Exons: 4
Coding region: 495-1241 (248 amino acids)
Source: RefSeq, a predicted model, not a curated record
UAAUUGACCUAAAUAUCUCUUCUCCAAAAAGAAAAGCUAAAUUAUCCCCGGUAACAAUUUCAACAGCUGCAGUUAAAGCUUUUGAAAACUAACAAUCUACCAAACUCCUUAAUAAAGCAACAGCUAAGCAUUUUACUUUAAAGAGAGUCAGAUACAUGGUUACCACUAUUUGAAUGCUUCUGACUUCAUAUUUGCACAAUUUUAUUUUUUUAUUUUUAUUUUUAUUUCCUGUCUUAAUACAUUUUUUAUAUAAUAAAUAAAUAAAUAAAAUGCAAUCUAAGCUUUUUCUUCCUUUUAAAUGAUCAUUAUUUUUAAGAUGCACAGAAAUUUCUUGAGAACUGAUUCUGACAUGUUUCUCUAAAGGAUAAGUUGCUGAUUCAGAUUCUAGUCAUUGACUUGUACAGCAGUUCCUUAUAAAAAGCACACAUUGAUGGAUUUCUGUAGCCAACAACGACCUACUUCUCUCACAAAAACAGUUGGAAGGAGCUGAAGCUAUGAAGAAUUCCAAUGAUAAUAAUGCUGUAGGGAUCUCUGCAAUUUCUGAGUCUUCUACUCCUGAGCAAGUUAGCAUGUAUAUCCACUGCCCUCUCUUUGGUAUCUCAAAAUUAAAACUGAGCAAAGUGAAAUCUCUUACUAAUUGGGUGAGCAAAUUCACUAGCAAGGCAGACAAUCUAGCUCAAGGCAUCCGAGACCAUGUGAAUUUGGGGCCAAAGAUCACUGAAACUGUCAAGAGUAAGAUCAGCUUGGGUACAAGAAUUGUUCAAGCUGGAGGGAUUCAGAGAGUCUUUAGACAAAGCUUCUCAUUCAGGAAAGGAGAGAAAUUGCUGAAGGCAUUCCAGUGUUACCUAUCAACAACAGCGGGUCCUAUUGCAGGGCUUCUCUUUGUUUCAAAUAAAAAGAUUGCAUUUAUCAGUGAUAGGCCCCUCACUACUGUUUCUUCUGAUGGUGAAGUGAUUAAAGUGCCCUACAAGGUUCUGAUCCCAAUAAGGAAGAUUAAGAGCACAAAUCAAAUUGAACAAAUGGGCAGUCAAAGCAAAAGUUUUAUGCAGAUAGUCACAGUGGAUAACUUUGAGUUCUGGUUUAUGGGAUUCCUUUGUUACCAGAGCUGUGUUAAGCACCUGAAAUCAGCUAUUGGGCAAUUUCACAAGUUGUCGGUGCACAGUGAUUUGGUUGCUUCAAAUAAUAAUUCUUCCAUCAUUGACAAAAUGGUUCAAAGAGAAGAAAGUUCUGUAAAAAGUUGAUAUUAAUUAAUUAAUCUCUUGAUUAUUUUGUUAAAA